AUGGCCUCUGCUGGUCUGCAGAUCCUGGGAAUUGUCCUAGCUUUGCUGGGCUGGGUAAAGGCUCUGAUUUCCUGCACCCUGCCCCUGUGGAAGGUGACCGCUUUCAUCGGCAACAGCAUCGUGGUGGCCCAGGUGGUGUGGGAGGGGCUGUGGAUGUCCUGCGUGGUGCAGAGCACUGGCCAGAUGCAGUGCAAGGUGUAUGACUCGCUGCUGGCACUGCCCCAGGACCUGCAGGCUGCACGUGCCCUCUGUGUCAUCACCCUCCUUUUGGCCCUGGUCGGCCUGCUGGUCUACCUUGCUGGGGCCAAGUGCACCACCUGUGUGGAGGACCAGGAUUCCAAGGCCCGCCUGGUGCUCACUUCUGGGAUCAUCUUUGUCAUCUCAGGGGUUCUAACCUUGAUCCCAGUCUGCUGGACAGCCCACACCAUCAUCCAGGACUUCUACAACCCCCUGGUGGCUGAGGCCCAGAAGAGAGAGCUGGGGGCCUCCCUGUAUUUGGGCUGGGCAGCCUGUGGCCUUCUGAUGCUGGGUGGGGGACUGCUGUGCUGCACCUGCCCCUCUGGAGAGGCCCGGAGCUCCAGCCAUUACAUGGCCCGAUAUUCAGCAUCUGCCCCGCAUUCCCCCUCUCGGGGACCCUCUGAGUACCCCACCAAGAAUUACGUUUGA
This is a messenger RNA of Marmota flaviventris (yellow-bellied marmot), 666 nucleotides long. It is a transcript of the gene Cldn6, whose product is annotated as claudin 6. Gene Ontology annotation, molecular function: structural molecule activity. Gene Ontology annotation, cellular component: membrane; bicellular tight junction. NCBI's taxonomy places the organism in Eukaryota, Metazoa, Chordata, Mammalia, Rodentia, Sciuridae. The record is from RefSeq and is a predicted model, not a curated record.